Molecule: messenger RNA, 1696 nt
Organism: Rosa rugosa (rugosa rose)
Lineage: Eukaryota; Viridiplantae; Streptophyta; Magnoliopsida; Rosales; Rosaceae
Product: zeatin O-glucosyltransferase-like
Exons: 2
Coding region: 101-1531 (476 amino acids)
Molecular function (GO): UDP-glycosyltransferase activity
Source: RefSeq, a predicted model, not a curated record
AUCUUGUUCAGAAGUAUAUAUAUCUUCCCAAAGUCCAUACAUUAGCCAACCCUUUCGUACCACAAACCUCAUAGAGAGCCUGCACAGAAGUUUCGUAUUCAUGGCUUCCAACCACCAAAACAAUGCCCCUAAUGAAGUGGUGGUUGUCAUGGUUCCUUUACCGGCACAAGGCCACCUCAACCAGCUCCUCCACCUCUCCCGCCUCAUCUCCGCCUACAACAUCCCCGUUCACUUUGUCGGAACCCCCAAUCACAACCGUCAAGCCAAGGUCCGAGUCCACGGCUGGGAUCAAACCUCAGACGUCAAAAACACGAUCCACUUCCAUGACUUCAUCAUCCCUCCUGUCUUUUGCCCUCCUCCCAACCCCAAUGCACCAAACAAGUUCCCUUCUCAUCUCCUACCCACGUUUGAAGCCACCACCCAUCUCCGCCACCCUGUCGCCGCACUUCUACGAAAUCUAGCCUCCCAAACAAGGCGAGUGGUGGUCAUCCACGACUCCAUCAUGGCUUCCGUCAUCCAAGACAUUGGUUCUAUCGUCAACGGCGAGUCUUACACGUUCCACACUGUCUCCGCCUUCGCCGUCUUCUUGUUCUUGUGGGAAGGAAUUGCAUGUCCACCUGAACUCGAAGGGGUACAAGUCAAGAGUAAGAUCCCCGAUACCACCCCGGGUCUGGAGGAUUGCUUCCCCGACGAGUUCUUGAAUUUUAUUGUUACACAGUAUGAAUACACAGUGCACAACUCCGGGAACAUCUACAACGCCAGCAGAACCAUAGAAGGUGAGUACAUUGAUUUACUGAACAAACUUGGUGAUAACAAGAAGCAUUGGGCUGUUGGGCCGUUCAACCCAGUUUUAGUACCGGAAAAAAAAGAAGGCUCAAAUGAUGGUAAAAGGCACGCCUGCUUGGAUUGGCUUGAUAAACAAGAACCAAACUCGGUGAUCUACGUGUCGUUUGGGACAACAACAUGCAUGACAGACGAGCAGAUCAAGGAGCUGGCUAUUGGGUUGGAACAAAGCAACCAGAAGUUCAUUUGGGUGUUGAGGGAUGCUGAUAAAGGUGACCUUUUCAUUGACGGAGACCAAGUUAGAAAGGCUGAGCUUCCAGAAGGGUACGAAGAGAAAGUGAAAGAUAGGGGAGUAGUGGUCAGAGAUUGGGCGCCCCAAUUGGAGAUUUUGUCCCACAAUUCAACUGCUUGGUUUCUGAGUCACUGUGGAUGGAACUCGUGCAUGGAGAGCCUCACUUUGGGAGUGCCCAUAGCAUGUUGGCCGAUGCACUCAGACCAACCGAGGAACACGACUUUGGUGACGAGGGUGCUCAAAGUUGGUCUCGUUAUAAGGGAUUGGGAGAGAAGGAACGAGCUUAUUACGUCGUCAAUGGUGAAAGAUGGUGUGGAGAAACUGAUGGGAUAUGGAGAAGUGGAUGAGAUAAGGAAGAAGGCAAGAGAGUUGGGUGCUGCCGUAAGAGGAUCUAUGGUGGAAGGUGGAGAUUCUCGCGUGGAGUUGUCUUCUUUUAUUGCUCACAUCACCAGAUAAUUAUGAUGAUCGAAAAUGGGAAUGUACGUAGUAUUGGGAAGAAUUGAUGUAUGAUAAUCAGUUGCGAAAAAGACUACUAGUUCAUGCCCCGUCUUUUUGUAACCACUUUGGAAAGCAAAGCACAACAACUGUAUGAAGUACCAUCUUGAAUUUUUCUUUUAAGUA